Triticum dicoccoides is the source of this 1256-nucleotide messenger RNA. RefSeq names its product TPR repeat-containing thioredoxin TDX-like. The transcript has 9 exons. The record is from RefSeq and is a predicted model, not a curated record. Gene Ontology annotation, cellular component: histone deacetylase complex. Bases 209 to 1168 code for a protein of 319 amino acids. Gene Ontology annotation, molecular function: Hsp70 protein binding. NCBI's taxonomy places the organism in Eukaryota, Viridiplantae, Streptophyta, Magnoliopsida, Poales, Poaceae.
UGCACGGUUGUUGCACGGAACGGCCGUGACCGCGAGACAGAGAUCCGGCAGCCCCGACUAAGAACGGCUGGCGGCGCUUCGUGCGGCUAGGGCGAGUCUACCUCGGUGGUUCUACCAAGCUAGGGCACGGCGGCCGUCAGGGCUCCAACGAGCAACACCGGCCCUCUCGACAAGCGAGGACCUGCUCCGUGCAGCGGCACAAGAAGGCAUGGCAAAGGCGGGAGAGAACAGCUUUGAGGAUGAAAUCAUGGAGUCGGACAUCGAAUUGGAAGGGGAAGUUGUUGAGCCGGACAAUGAUCCUCUGCAGAAGAUGGGAGAUCCAUCAGUUGAAGUCUCUGAAGAAAUGCGCGACAAGGCACAGCUCUACAAAAAGAAGGGCGUUGAUGCGUUUUCAGAAGGUAAACUGGACGAAGCAGUUGAGCACCUGACGGAGGCCAUCUUGCUGAACCCCACUUCAGCUAUCCUCUAUGCAGCCAGGGCUGGUGUUUUUGUGAAGAUGAAGAAACCAAAUGCAGCAAUUCUUGAUGCGGAGGCAGCAUUACAGAUAAAUCCAGAUUCUGCUAAAGGAUAUAAAUCACGAGGGAUGGCGAAAGCUAUGCUUGGGAAGUGGGAAGAUGCUGCUCAUGACCUUCACUUGGCAGCAAAAUUGGAUUUUGAUGAAGAGAUCAGCUCAGAGCUUAAGAAGGUUGAACCCAAUGUACACAAAAUUGAGGAGCACAAGAAAAAGUAUGAACGCCUGCGUAAAGAGAGGGACAUGAAAAAAGCUGACUUGGAAAGACAACGUAGGCAUGCUGAGGAGGUUUCUGCUGCUUCUGCUGUUCUAAAGCCUGGUGAUGUGAUCACUAUCCACUCAUCUAAUCAACUGGAAGAAAUAUUUACAGCCGCGUCAAAACUGUCAAAGCUUGUGAUUCUGUAUUUUACUGCAACAUGGUGUGGACCAUGUCGUUUUAUGGGCCCUGUUUACAAAAGCUUAUCUGAACAGCACCGGAAUGUCGUAUUCCUUAAGUUGGACAUUGAUCAACAAGGCAAUAUUGCCCAUCGCUGGAAUGUCUCAAGUGUUCCAACAUUCUCCUGUGUGAUAAACGGCAAAGAGAUUGAUAAGGUUGUCGGGGCUGACAAGACUGGCCUUGAGAGAAAAAUUGCGCAGCAUGGCUCUCUUAAACACUGAGCUAUCAUGUUACUCCUAUGUUGUACUCCUAUGGACUCAACUCUUAAAUGAGCGCUUAUGAAUAAAACAUGACCUACAUGUGUGGACA